Humulus lupulus (European hop) is the source of this 4229-nucleotide messenger RNA. Its product is annotated as protein GIGANTEA. Gene Ontology annotation, cellular component: nucleus. Bases 397 to 3906 code for a protein of 1169 amino acids. The transcript is spliced from 15 exons. Gene Ontology annotation, biological process: regulation of long-day photoperiodism, flowering; regulation of circadian rhythm; response to stress. The record is from RefSeq and is a predicted model, not a curated record. Lineage: Eukaryota; Viridiplantae; Streptophyta; Magnoliopsida; Rosales; Cannabaceae.
CUCUGUCAAAUACCCCUCUCUCUCUCUUAAAAAAUAAAAUAAUUUUCCAUCAGACAAAAAAUAAGAAAAAAAAGGAAAAAAAAUCUGAAUUCUCUCUGUCUGGUGUCAUUACCAUAAACCAUUUUUCGACAAGAAAUUAGGUCACAGGACUAACACUCAGAAAUCCAAGAGCUUAAUUUAGAGGUUUUCAGAGGAGGAAAGACUUGAAGUUGAGCUCUAGCGUAUUAGAUAGUGCAGGAUUGUAGAAUAUAUAUGUUAUAUAUUGUAUAGAUUUGCUUUUGAUGAAGAGUGUUGAUUCUGAUUGGGGAUGGUGAACUAUCAGAUUUGGAUUCUUGAUUGGUCGAGCUUGAGGAUUUUUCAGGUUGUGUUUGGUUAAAGCUUUUUUAUUUGACUCAAAUGGCCGGAACUAGUCGUGAGAGAUGGAUUGAUCGUCUUCAAUUCUCUUCUUUGUUUUGUCCUCCUUCACAAGAUGCCCAACAAAGAAAGGCUCAAGUUAUUGCCUAUGUGGAUUAUUUUGGUCAGUUCACAUCAGAUCAGUUUCCUGAUGACAUUGCAGAGCUUGUUCGUAAUCGUUAUCCUUCAAAGGAACAACGCCUAUUUGAUGAUGUCUUGGCUACAUUUGUCCUUCACCAUCCUGAGCACGGGCAUGCUGUUGUUCUUCCAAUUAUUUCGUGUAUUAUUGAUGGCACACUGGUGUAUGACAGGGCCAGUCCACCAUUUGCUUCUUUCAUAUCUUUAGUCUGCCCAAGCAGUGAGAAUGAAUAUUCUGAACAAUGGGCUCUGGCGUGUGGGGAAAUUUUACGAAUUUUAACUCAUUACAAUCGCCCAAUAUACAAAGUGGAACAACAAAACAGUGAAACAGAAAGAAGUCGUAGUGGCAGCCAGGCUACUACUAGCAACAAUGGGGGUUCCUCCUCUCCACCUGCUUCGCAACAAGAGAGGAAACCUAUUAGGCCUUUGUCUCCCUGGAUUACUGAUAUAUUGCUCGCUGCACCUCUUGGUAUCAGAAGUGACUACUUCCGUUGGUGCAGUGGUGUUAUGGGUAAAUAUGCUGCUGGUGAGCUCAAGCCACCUACAACAGCUUCACGUGGAUCUGGAAAGCAUCCUCAGCUGAUGCCAUCAACUCCGAGGUGGGCAGUAGCCAAUGGUGCUGGUGUUAUAUUAAGUGUCUGUGACGAGGAAGUUGCUCGAUAUGAAACGGCUACUUUAACAGCAGUUGCUGUCCCUGCACUUCUACUUCCUCCACCUACAACAGCUUUGGAUGAACAUCUAGUUGCUGGGCUUCCAGCUCUUGAGCCAUAUGCACGUUUAUUUCAUAGGUAUUAUGCUAUUGCUACUCCAAGUGCCACCCAAAGACUUCUUCUUGGACUUCUAGAAGCACCACCGUCAUGGGCUCCAGAUGCACUUGAUGCUGCUGUACAACUUGUGGAACUCCUCCGGGCUGCUGAAGAUUAUGCAACUGGAAUAAGGCUUCCUAGAAACUGGUUGCAUUUGCAUUUCUUGCGUGCAAUUGGGACGGCUAUGUCCAUGAGAGCAGGUAUAGCAGCUGAUGCAGCAGCAGCUCUACUUUUCCGCAUCCUCUCACAGCCUGCAUUGCUUUUUCCUCCUAUAAGGCAAGUUGAGGGAGUUGAAGUUCAACACGAUCCUUUGGGUGGUUAUAUUUCAUCUUACAGGAAGCAGAUAGAGGUGCCGGCUGCUGUAGCAACCAUAGAAGCUACUGCCCAAGGGAUUGCAUCAAUGCUUUGUGCUCAUGGCCCCGAUGUUGAAUGGAGAAUUUGUACAAUAUGGGAAGCUGCUUAUGGCUUGAUUCCUUUGAGUUCCUCUGCGGUUGAUCUUCCAGAAAUCAUUGUUGCCACUCCAUUGCAGCCUCCUGUUCUGUCAUGGAAUCUAUACAUACCUCUCCUUAAGGUAUUGGAAUAUCUUCCUCGUGGAAGUCCAUCUGAAGCAUGUCUCAUGAAAAUUUUUGUUGCCACUGUGGAAGCGAUUCUUCAGAGAACCUUUCCAUCUGAAUCUUCAUCAGAACAAAACAGAAAAUCCAGAUACUUUUCCAGCUUAGGAUCUGCCUCAAAAAAUCUUGCUGUUGCAGAGCUUCGUACAAUGGUUCAUUCACUAUUCUUAGAAUCAUGUGCCUCAGUAGAGCUUGCAUCUCGCCUUUUAUUUGUUGUAUUAACUGUGUGUGUUAGUCAUGAAGUUCAGUUCAUUGGGAACAAGAGGCCCAGAAGAGAAGAAAGUUACCAAUAUGAUGAAAUUACCGAGGAAUCACAAGAUGCAUCUGAUAAGCUGAGAGAAAAUCGAUCUAAAAGGACAAAUAAACAAGGACCUGUUGCGGCAUUUGAUUCGUAUGUACUUGCUGCAGUUUGUGCUCUUUCAUGUGAACUGCAAUUAUUCCCCUUUGUUUUGAAGGGAAGUAAUCAUUCACAUUCUAAGGAUGGGAAGAAUCAUGCGAAGCCUGUCAAAAUAAAUGGAACUAGUAACGAAUUCCGUGAAAGUAUUGACUCAGCAAUUGGACACACACGUAGAAUCUUAGUAAUUCUGGAGGCUCUUUUUUCACUAGAACCAUCUUCACUUGGAACAUCAUGGAGUUACAGCUCAAAUGAGAUAGUGGCUGCAGCAAUGGUUGCAGCACAUGUUUCUGAAUUAUUUAGGCGGUCGAAGGCUUGUAUGCAUGCUCUGUCGGUCCUGAUGCGGUGCAAGUUGGACAAUGAAAUACACAACAAAGCAUCGUCAUUGUAUAACCUCAUUGAUAUUCACAGCAAAGCAGUUGCAUCCAUUGUUAACAAGGCUGAGCCAUUAGAAGCACAUUUAAUACAUGUACCUGUUCGGAAGGAGUCUCAUACAUAUUUGAAUGGAAGAAAGCAAAACCAAUAUGAAAAUGGUAGGUGCUCAGUUUCAGGGAAGCUUACUCUCUCGCAAAGCAAGACUUCAACAAAUGCAGAUUCUAAACUUAAAUAUGAGGGUGCAUCACAUUCAAAUGAAGUCCCGGAAAGUGCUUCGGGUAAAGGUAUUGCAAGCUUUUCUUUAGAUGCUUCGGAUUUAGCCAACUUCCUCACCAAGGACAGGCACAUAGGAUUCAAUUGCAGUGCACAAGUGUUUCUGGGAUCAGUCCUAGCAGAGAAGCAAGAGUUAUGUUUCUCUGUUGUUUCACUGUUAUGGCACAAGUUGAUUGCAGCUCCGGAAACUAAACCUACUGCUGAAAGCACUUCUGCCCAACAAGGAUGGAGACAGGUAGUUGAUGCAUUAUGCAAUGUUGUAAUUGCAUCACCAACAAAGGCCGCAACUGCAGUUGUUCUUCAGGCUGAGAGAGAAUUACAACCUUGGAUUGCGAAAGAUGAUGGCCAGAAGAUAUGGAGAAUCAACCAGCGGAUUGUAAAGCUGAUUGUUGAGCUGAUGAGAAACCAUGAUAGCCUAGAAUCAUUGGUAAUUUUGGCAAGUUCAUCCGAUCUACUUCUUCGUGCCACAGACGGGAUGCUUGUUGAUGGUGAAGCUUGCACUUUACCACAGUUGGAGCUAUUGGAAGCAACUGCUAGAGCUGUUCAGCCCGUGCUGGAGCUGGGAGAAUCUGGGUUGGCAGUUGCCGAUGGCCUCUCAAACUUGUUGAAGUGCCGUCUUUCAGCCACCAUUCGAUGCCUUUCUCAUCCAAGUGCACAUGUCCGUACACUGAGCACAUCAGUUCUUCGUGAUAUUAUGCAAACUGGUUCAAUUAAAACUAAUCCUAAGCCAGUAGAAGUAAACGGUUCUUCUCGAGACCCCUCUUAUAAUAAGUAUUUUAAUCCAGAUGACAUUAAUUGGCUAUCUGAUAUCGAAAAAUGCUUGACAUGGGAAGCUCAUAGCCGACUGGCUACCGGUAGGUCUACACAGUUUCUUGACGUUGCGGCCAAGGAAUUAGGUUGUACCAUCGCCAUAUGACAUCAAGUAGGCUUUUGUUCUGGCAAUUACUUUAGGUGUAUGAUUCUACAAGUGAAACUUACAACAUAGACAAGGGAACAGUUUAAAUGUUCUUGAAGAAUAGUGGUUUGCAGGAAAGUAAAUAUUCAUUCUGUCUUCCAAAUAGAAUGCCUCAAAAAGUCAUCAAUUUUUUUUUUCUUUCUUUUCUUUUGGCCAGACAUAACAAGCCUUCAUGUAAGGAUGAUAAUUAAGUGAGACUGCAGGCAUGGCCUUUUGAGGCUUUAUGUUGUGACAUAUGAUUGUACUAUUUCCUCUCAAGUUGGUUUUGUAUUUUAUAGGCUCAA